Messenger RNA from Musca vetustissima, 2283 nucleotides. RefSeq lists its product as uncharacterized. Lineage: Eukaryota; Metazoa; Arthropoda; Insecta; Diptera; Muscidae. The record is from RefSeq and is a predicted model, not a curated record. The transcript has 2 exons. The annotation marks the transcript as partial.
GCAACGUUCUACGAUAAAAACCAGCUGACGACGAAAACGACUCCGGCUAAUGGCAAUGGAGGCAGUGGUGGCAACAAUGUACAACAAAAGCGGCAACAUCAGAAACAGCAGCAGCAACAACAACAAUUCUCAGCUCAUGAUGCCUUAAUAGCAUCGACAACGGCCGCAAAGGAUCAGACGACAACAAUAAAUCGCCAAGCCACAGCUGCCCCUGGUUCAGCUUAUCAGAGGCCCUACAGUCAAGUGGCAGUGGCCUAUCAACAGCCACAGGAGCAACAGCCAUCAUUAGUGGCACAGCAUAAACAGAUUGUCCGGGUAGUUGCUAAAAAUAAUAAUGGUAUUCAACAAAAGGAGAUUCAGUAUGUGACAGCUCCUCCUCAUCAGCAUAAUGGCGGAGUUGCUGCCGUUCCUGCAUUUAAUUAUGAACGUUUACCUUUGCAAUAUUUGCAACAACAAUUACAGCAACAGCUGCUUGAGCGUGGGCCAAGUCAUCAUCAGCAUCAGCGUCCCCAGCAAGUACAAUACAUUAUCGCCAUACCAAUGUCAUAUUUGCGUCAAUUGCAAAAUCUGCAGCAACAACAACAACAUCAGCAAUCUCAUUUGUCACAACAACAACAACAAAACAAUGGGCAUCAACAACAGUCAAUUCCACAAUUGCAUUCAUUCGCAUUACAGCCGGGCUAUAGCAUAGCAGCAGGUCCUUUAGCCCGUGAUCAUCAUGGUACUUAUCGUCCUGUUCAUCGCUUUUCACCGACAGCUAUCAAUGAGGUUCAGCAACACAGCAACAGCGCCGGAGGACAGCAGCAUCAGGCAGGCCACCAAGCAUCAGCCGCCCCAGCAUCUCCAGGCUAUAUAACUCAAUAUAUUCAGGUGCCUGCCAGUGCUCUUCUGGCCGCAGCACAACAAGCUCAACUUUAUCAACGUCCUGUAUCAGCUCACACACCAGCAGCCCCACCACCGCCACCAUCUCCACCACAACAAGUUGUCUAUCAACAUCAACCAAGUCAACAGCAUCAGCCGCAGCAGCAACAGGAACCAAUAUCCCAACAGCCACAAUAUUACUACUAUCCCCAACAGCAGUUGCAGCAGCAGCACCAUCCUCCUCAGCCCCAACAUCAAGCUCUAAAAGCAUCUCCCCCCGUUGCCCAACAACACAUUGCUGCACCUGCUGCCGUUCCAGCAUCACCACCACUUUAUGCAUAUCAAAUUCAGGAACAACAACCUACACAACAGCAUGAAUAUCACCAGCAGGCGCCACCAUCUGUACAAUAUCAGGUGCAACAUUUACAACCGGAGCAAUUGCAGCAACAGCAAUUGAAUGUGGUGGGUAAACAACAGCAGCAACACCAACAACCGGAGCAAGCACUAUAUCGCCAAUCCCACCACGCACAUGGUCAACAACAAGAAUCUGCACAAGUGGUACCACAAGAGUUGGUCCAAAAGACUUUAGCGCCACCACCACCACCAUCAUUGCCUACAGCACCUGUACUACCCGAACAUUCCUAUGAGCCAGUAGUGCACUACAAUCCGCAAUAUCUGGUGCAAUAUGAGCAACCUCAGCUUCAGCAACAAAAGCACCAUCUUAAAUACCAACAACCUCAAUUGCAACUCCAGCAUGUACACAUUAAUCCUUCGCAUUUGAACUCUAACCCCCAACCCUCGCACACACUUAGUCCGCAACCUAGUCAUCGUUUUCAAUUGCAUACGCCAUCCCCACCUCCACCAUCUCCUCCCACAGCACCGCACCAGCACCAACCAACAGCAAUUGUAGACAAUUUAAAUAACUUACCAUAUUCACAGGCAGUCAUACAAGGACCCACUCCGGUGCCAUUUACGCAUUUGGCACCACCACCAGCAGCAUUGGGUCCUCCGACUUUACAUAUUGCACCACCACCAGCAGCUGCCGCAAUGACCCCCUACUACCAUCACCCGUUGCUAACGAAUUCACUGCAACCGGCCUUCGCCCCAUUGGGUAUUCCCAGCAAAGUGACAUCAUUUACAAAUGUCUUGCUUCAGCCAUUUGCUCAUGGACACGGACAUGGUCCGACGUAUCAAACAACACCGGAAAUUGGACCCGUAGGCAGCACACUGCCGUAUUUUAAUCAUGACGGUGGUUUACAGUAUAGCUCUCACCUCUACCAUCCGCCCACAUCAGUCAGUGCCAUAGUAAACAAAGUUGCAGUGCCCGAGGUGGCAUCACCUGCAGGAGCAGCAAUAAGAACAUCAGCUAAGGCUUCCUCGGCCACAGCAAAGGCAUCGGGUACAGAUGGUAGCCGGACCAUA